Messenger RNA from Porites lobata, 4020 nucleotides. The record is from the annotation of a GenBank genome assembly. Lineage: Eukaryota; Metazoa; Cnidaria; Anthozoa; Scleractinia; Poritidae.
UUACUAGUAGUUAUCGGUAGUUGGUGGUAUUUAUUGGUAGUUACUAGUAGUUAGUGGUAGUUAUUAGUAGUUACUGGUAGUUACUAGUAGUUACUAGUAGUUACUAGUAGUUAUUAGUAGUUACUGGUAGUUAUUAGUAGUUCCUGGUAGUUACUAGUAGUUAUCGGUAGUUACUAGUAGUUACUGGUAGUUGGUGGUAUUUAUUGGUAGUUACUAGUAGUUAGUGGUAGUUAUUAGUAGUUACUGGUAGUUACUAGUAGUUACUAGUAGUUAUUAGUAGUUACUGGUAGUUAUUAGUAGUUACUGGUAGUUACUAGUAGUUAUCGGUAGUUACUAGUAGUUACUGGUAGUUGGUGGUAUUUAUUGGUAGUUACUAGUAGUUAGUGGUAGUUAUUAGAAGUUACUGGUAGUUACUAGUAGUUACUAGUAGUUACUAGUAGUUAUUAGUAGUUACUGGUAGUUAUUAGUAGUUCCUGGUAGUUACUAGUAGUUAUCGGUAGUUACUAGUAGUUACUGGUAGUUGCUGGUAUUUAUUGGUAGUUACUAGUAGUUAGUGGUAGUUAUCAGUAGUUACUGGUAGUUACUAGUAGUUACUAGUAGUUACUAGUAGUUAUUAGUAGUUACUGGUAGUUAUUAGUAGUUACUGGUAGUUACUAGUAGUUAUCGGUAGUUACUAGUAGUUACUGGUAGUUGGUGGUAUUUAUUGGUAGUUACUAGUAGUUAGUGGUAGUUAUUAGUAGUGACUGGUAGUUACUAGUAUUUACUAGUAGUUACUAGUAGUUAUUAGUAGUUACUGGUAGUUAUUAGUAGUUCCUGGUAGUUACUAGUAGUUAUCGGUAAUUACUAGUAGUUACUGGUAGUUGGUGGUAUUUAUUGGUAGUUACUAGUAGUUAGUGGUAGUUAUUAGUAGUUACUGGUAGUUACUAGUAGUUACUAGUAGUUACUAGUAGUUAUUAGUAGUUACUGGUAGUUAUUAGUAGUUCCUGGUAGUUACUAGUAGUUAUCGGUAGUUACUAGUAGUUACUGGUAGUUGGUGGUAUUUAUUGGUAGUUACUAGUAGUUAGUGGUAGUUAUUAGUAGUUACUGGUAGUUACUAGUAGUUACUAGUAGUUACUAGUAGUUAUUAGUAGUUACUGGUAGUUAUUAGUAGUUACUGGUAGUUACUAGUAGUUAUCGGUAGUUACUAGUAGUUACUGGUAGUUGGUGGUAUUUAUUGGUAGUUACUAGUAGUUACUGGUAGUUAUUAGUAGUUACUGGUAGUUACUGGUAUUUACUAGUAGUUACUGGUAGUUGCUAGUAGUUGCUGGUAGUUACUAGUAGUUACUAGUAGUUAACGGUAGUUAUUGGUAUUUAUUAGUAGUAGCUAGUAGUUGCUGGUAGUUACUAGUAGUUACUGGUAGUUAUUAGUAGUUCCCGGUAGUUACUAGUAGUUAUCGGUAGUUAUUAGUAGUUACUGGUAGUUGGUGGUAUUUAUUGGUAGUUAUUAGUAGUUACUGGUAGUUAUUAGUAGUUACUGGUAGUUAUUGGUAUUUACUAGUAGUUACUGGUAGUUGCUAGUAGUUGCUGGUAGUUACUAGUAGUUACUAGUAGUUAUCGGUAGUUAUUGGUAUUUACUAGUAGUUGCUAGUAGUUGCUGGUAGUUACUAGUAGUUACUGGUAGUUAUUAGUAGUUCCCGGUAGUUACUAGUAGUUACUGGUAGUUGGUGGUAUUUAUUGGUAAUUACUAGUAGUUACUGGUAGUUAGUGGUAGUUAUUAGUAGUUACUAGUCUACUGGUAGUUAGUAGUAGUUCCUAGUAGUUAUCGGUAGUUACUAGUAGUUACUAGUAGUUGCUAGUUGUUGUCGGUAUUUACUAGUAGUUACUGGUAGUUACUAGUAGUAGCUGGUAGUUACUAGUAGUUACUAGUAGUUAUCGGUAGUUAUUGGUAUUCACUAGUAGUUGCUAGUAGUUGCUGGUAGUUACUAGUAGUUACUUGUAGUUAUUAGUAGUUCCCGGUAGUUACUAGUAGUUAUCGGUAGUUACUAGUAGUUACUGGUAGUUACUAGUAGUUACUGGUAGUUGGUGGUAUUUACUGGUAAUUACUAGUAGUUACUGGUAGUUACUAGUAGUUGCUGGUAGUUACUAGUAGUUACUAGUAGUUAUCGGUAGUUAUUGGUAUUCACUAGUAGUUGCUAGUAGUUGCUGGUAGUUACUAGUAGUUACUGGUAGUUAUUAGUAGUUACUGGUAGUUACUAGUAGUUAUCGGUAGUUAAUAGUAGUUACUGGUAGUUACUAGUAGUUCCUAGUAGUUAUCGGUAGUUACUGGUAGUUACUAGUAGUUGCUAGUUGUUGUCGGUAUUUACUGGUAGUUGCUGGUAGUUACUAGUAGUUGCUGGUAGUUACUAGUAGUUACUAGUAGUUAUCGCUAGUUAUUGGUAUUUACUAGUAGUUGCUAGUAGUUGCUAGUAGUUACUAGUAGUUACUGGUAGUUAUUAGUAGUUAACGGUAAUUACUAGUAGUUACUGGUAGUUAGUGGUAGUUAUUAGUAGUUACUGGUAGUUACUAGUAGUUAUCGCUAGUUACUAGUAGUUACUGGUAUUUACUAGUAGUUACUAGUAGUUGAUGGUAGUAAUCAGGGACCGCGGAGCAAGGUGAAAAGUGGGAGGGCUGACAACUGAAAAUAAUUUUUUCUAAUAAACGACCAACAUACACUGUCAGUUCAGAUGUAGUGCAGGAAAAGACGGGAUUAGAAUUUUAGUAUAGAAAAUACUACACUGAAGUGAUGGCCGUUCACUGUUCAAGUAAUGUAAUUCUUCUUGCCAUCGAAUAUUUCAUUGAUUCGAAAGGAGAAAGACAAAGUAUAAAAAUUUUAUCAACUCAAAACAACUACUCACCCUCGUUUGGCUUGAAAAAGCUAGUAAUUUUCUUCAUUUCGUCUGAUAAAACUGAUAAAAAACUCUGCCGGAGCUGGAAGUACAAAACACGCUGCCGAACGAAGCGAAGAGGUGGCCAAGGCAUGGCGUUUGAUCAAGGGGCAAGUCGGCCCCAGGGCACAAUUACCGCGAAAAGCACAGGAAAGCCACAAAAUGCCUGGCGUUUGAAAUUAAAGAAAAUACAGAGAAUAUAGCGGAAUAUAGACGGAAAAAAACUUGUUUCAAGUCUUUUUUUAAUUUUAAUUAUUUUUCUUUUUAGCACAAAAAGUGGGGGCGGGGGCGCAAAAAAGUGGUGGGGCCGCGGCCCUACCAGCCCCUCCCCCUCCGCGGUCCCUGGUAAUUGGUAUUUACUAGUAGUUACUGGUAGUUGCUAGUAGUUGCUGGUAUUUAACAGUAGUUACUGGUAGUUGCUAGUAGUUGCUGGUAGUUACUAGUAUUUACUAGUAGUUGAUGGUAGUUACUAGUAGUUACUGGUAGUUAUUAGUAGUUCCCGGUAGUUACUAGUAGUUUUCGGUAGUUACUAGUAGUUACUGGUAGUUGGUGGUAUUUAUUGGUAAUUACUAGUAGUUCCCGGUAGUUACUAGUAGUUAACGGUAAUUACUAAUAGUUACUGGUAGUUAGUGGUAGUUAUUAGUAGUUGCUGGUAGUUACUAGUAGUAAUCGGUAGUUACUAGUAGUUACUGGUAGUUACUAGUAGUUCCUUAGUAGUUAUCGGUAGUUACUAGUAGUUACUGGUAGUUGGUGGUAUUUAUUGGUAGUUACUAGUAGUUAGUGGUAGUUAUUAGUAGUUACUGGUAGUUACUAGUAGUUGUCGGUAGUUAUUAGUAGUUCCUGGUAGUUACUAGUAGUUAUCGGUAGUUACUAGUAGUUACUGGUAGUUGGUGGUAUUUAUUGGUAGUUAUUAGUAGUUACUGGUAGUUACUAGUAGUUGUCGGUAGUUACUAGUAGUUGCUGGUAGUUACUAGUAGUUGCUGGUAGUUACUAGUAGUUGUCGGUAGUUACUAGUAGUUGGUGGUAGUUACUAGUAGUUUCCGGUAAUUGCUAGUAGUUACUAGUGGUUAAUGGUAGUUUUUGGUAUUUACUAGUAGUUACUGGUAGUCACUGGUAG